AUGUCUGAAGAAGAAGUCAAGAGACCAGCAUCCCCUGUUGCAAAUGGCUCUGAGCCUGAUCAAAAAAGAACCAAGACUGAAGAACCAAAAGUUGAGGAUCCAAGAUCUAAAGGUAUCGCACAUAUAAAGAAAGAAUUCAUUGUAGAUUCAAGACAAAUUGCAGCUAUUGAUGAUGAUUCUGCUGAAGCUUCCACUGAUAGAAAUACAGGUGGUGAAAAUGGUGGUGAAAAUGGUAAAGGUAAAAAGGGUAAAAGAACUAGAGGUCAAAAUAAAAAUAGAGAAAUUAAACAAAAUCAAGAAGAAGUUAGAUUAUGUCAAUCUUUAGUUGAUCCGGACUUGGAUAAAGUUUGUAAAUUUGGUGCAGAAAAUUGUAGAAAUUCACAUGACAUUGAUAGUUAUUUACAAAGUAAAGGACCAGAUAUUCAAGGUGUUUGUCCUGUGUUCAAUGCUAUUGGUUAUUGUCCUGCUGGUUUCAAAUGUCGUUUCUUACAUUCACAUUAUGAUGAAGAAAAUAAAAUAUUAAUUAAAGAUCUUGUUAAAUUUGAAGAUUCCAAGGAUAAAAAUUAUGAAGUAAAUAAAAUUACAAAUGAUGAGAAAUUAUCAUUAAUAAAGAAAAAAUUCAUCUUUACAAGCUCAACUGAAGCUAUCAAGAUUAUUGAUUCAAUUCAAGAUGGUAAUAAAAAGAGAGAUUUAGCAAAGAAAAAGACAAAUAAUGAAGGUGAAGAAACAGAAGUUACACCAGAAACUACAACAGAAACAGAACAAACAACUGCUCAAGAACAAACAAAAGAAAACAUUAAUGAUUAUGUUGAAACAAGAUUUUUUGCAGGUGAAAAGAAAAAAAUUGAUUUAGUUGGUAAAAAAAUCUUAUCACCAUUAACUACAGUUGGUAAUUUACCAUAUAGAAGAUUAAUGAAAACACUUGGUUGUGAUGUUACAUAUAGUGAAAUGGCAUUAACAUUACCAUUAAUUCAAGGUACAAAUUCAGAAUGGGCAUUACCAAAAGCUCAUAAUACUGAAUAUCCUGGAUUUGGUGUUCAAAUUGCAACUGCAAAACCAUGGCAAGCUGCAAAAGCAUCUGAAAUCAUUGGUAAAUUAUGUCCAUCUGUUAGUGAAUUGAAUUUAAAUAGUGGUUGUCCAAUUGAUUUACUUUAUAGACAAGGUUCAGGUUCAGGUUUAUUAGAUCAACCUGCAAAAUUUUUAAGAAUUUUAAAUUCAAUGAAUUAUUGUUCUGGAGAAAUUCCAACAACUGUUAAAAUUAGAAUGGGUACUAAAGAUAAUCAUCCAAUUGCUCAUAAUUUAGUUAAAAGAAUUGUUAAAGAAACUCAAACUGCUGCAGUUACAUUACAUGGUAGAUCACGUCAACAACGUUAUACAAGAGAAGCAAAUUGGGAUUAUAUUGGUGAAGUUGGUAAAGUUUUAAGAAAAACUGAACAAGAAUUAGAAGAUGAUAAAGAUCGUAAAGAUUUCCAAAGAAUUAAUUUUGUUGGUAAUGGUGAUUGUUUUAAUUUUGAUGAUUGGUAUAAAGCUGUUGAAAAUCCAUAUAUUGAUUCAGUUAUGAUUGCUCGUGGUGCAUUAAUUAAACCAUGGAUUUUUGAAGAAAUUGAAUCUCAACAAUAUUUAGAUAAAUCUGCAACUGAAAGAUUAGAAAUUAUUCAAAAAUAUGCACAAUUUGCAAUGGAACAUUGGGGUACAGAUGAAUAUGGUAUUGCAUUAUCAAGAAGAUUUUUAUGUGAAUUUUUAUCAUUUUUCCAUAGAUAUAUUCCAUAUGGAAUUUUAGAAAAAUAUCCAGUUAAAUUAAAUGAAAGACCAGAAUUUUGGAAAGGUAGAAAUGAAUUAGAAACUUUAUUAGGUAGUAAUGAUUAUAAAGAUUGGAUUAAAAUUUCUGAAAUGUUUUUAGGUCCAGCUGGAGAAAAUUUUAAUUUUACUCCAAAACAUAAAAGUAGUUCAUAUGAAAAAUCAGCUACAAAUUAG
Messenger RNA from Hansenula ciferrii, 1974 nucleotides. RefSeq names its product tRNA dihydrouridine synthase DUS3 (gene DUS3). Gene Ontology annotation, molecular function: metal ion binding; tRNA dihydrouridine synthase activity; flavin adenine dinucleotide binding. The record is from RefSeq and is a predicted model, not a curated record. Gene Ontology annotation, biological process: tRNA processing. NCBI's taxonomy places the organism in Eukaryota, Fungi, Ascomycota, Saccharomycetes, Phaffomycetales, Wickerhamomycetaceae. The coding region runs from base 1 to 1974 and encodes 657 amino acids. The transcript has a single exon.